Molecule: messenger RNA, 1505 nt
Organism: Paramacrobiotus metropolitanus
Lineage: Eukaryota; Metazoa; Tardigrada; Eutardigrada; Parachela; Macrobiotidae
Product: nucleoside hydrolase-like
Exons: 5
Coding region: 196-1239 (347 amino acids)
Molecular function (GO): hydrolase activity, hydrolyzing N-glycosyl compounds
Source: RefSeq, a predicted model, not a curated record
CACUGCCAAGUUGCCAUCAGCCAGAUAACAACUUUUCACGAGACGAUGAGCAGGUGGUACAGUAAGUGGAACGUGCGUAAGAAAUCGAAGAAAUUGAAUUAUCAGUUUAAGCUGGAUGCGCACGCUUAAUGCUUCAGUGCUGGUGUCUAGUGGCGAGUUUCUUUCAAGUAAAGGUGUUGUUUUGAUUUACAAAAAAUGGAGUCCCUAGUCGCCGCACCUGCUUCUAUCAGAAGGAAAAUCAUUAUUGAUACGGACUGUGGCACGGAUGACGCGCAAGCUAUCUUGCUGGCCUUGGCGGAACCGACGGUGGAUGUUAUUGCGCUGACAUGUGUGGGAGGGAAUACAGUUCUGGAUAACGUUUGCAAAAAUACUGCCAAAGUCCUGACGGUCACCGAUCGGCGUGACGUUCUCGUAUACCGGGGUUGUGCUGCUCCGCUCAUUGGCAAUGCCGAAUCGGCGAACUUCUAUCACGGACACGACGGUCUGGGUGACUGUGAUCCGCAUGUGUACCCCGACGUGGAAGUCAGACUGCAGCCUGAGCCUGCGGCGGUGGGAUUGAUUAAUCUGGCCAAACGCUAUCCGAAAGAAUGCACUCUUGUGUGCUUGGGACCGCUGACCAAUGUGGCCCUCGCCAUGAAGCUGGAUGCGGAGUUCACACAGAACCUGAAAGAACUAGUCAUCAUGGGCGGAAAUCAUGAAGGUCAAGGCAAUCAUUCAGCAUCUGGUGAAUUCAAUUUUUACUAUGAUCCGGAAGCGGCCAGUAUUGUGUUGAGUGGUGCGGAGUGUCCGGUAACGACAGUCGGGUGGGAAGUGUGCCUGAUGCCCGAAAACCAGUUUAAAUCGGAAUGGUUGGACAAAUUCUACAACACCAACGAGCAGCCAACCCCGCAAGGCCACUUCCUCCACCGCAUCCACGAGCGCGUUAUCGAGUAUCUGCGGUCGAAACACGUUGAAAACCCGGAGAACAUGGCUAUGACGAUGUGCGAUGAAUGGGCGGUGGCGGUUUGUAUCGAUCCGUCCAUUUGCCGGCGCUCGCAGAUCUGGCCCACCCGCGUCGAACUGUCCGGCAAAUAUACGCGCGGUCAGUGUGUCGUGGACAAGCGGAAUUACUGCCUGCCGGCGGAGGGAAAACGCAACGUCCGUCACGUUCUGUCGUUGGAUAUUGAAAAAAUGAAGGAGCGAUUAAUUACUAUGUCACAACUGAAGGCAUUUCCCAGGCCGUUCAAAAGCAGCGAAUAAUGGGAAACUGGAAAGACUUGCUUCCUAUGAAUAACUGUCCGCUUUUGCAGAAACAUUAAUGGUUUGACAACUUUGACUGCAUCUCUGUUUUUCAGGAAUUAAAAUACCAUCAUAGUUCUUCUAAACAGAUUUAAUUUUGCAUUUUGUGAAGCGUGAUAAUUAAUACUGGGAAAUUCAAAAUACCAUGAGUUUUGGUUAACUGAUAAUUUAUUUUUCUCGGUGACAUACGAAUACGGUAAAUGAGAAGAACAAAAACGUUCACGAAA